Molecule: messenger RNA, 558 nt
Organism: Populus euphratica (Euphrates poplar)
Lineage: Eukaryota; Viridiplantae; Streptophyta; Magnoliopsida; Malpighiales; Salicaceae
Exons: 2
Coding region: 1-558 (185 amino acids)
Source: RefSeq, a predicted model, not a curated record
AUGACUGAGGUGCAGAAGAAACAAAGGGCUAGUUUGUAUAGGAAAAGAGGCCGUUCAAACAAAGAUCUGACGAAUACAAUUAUGAACAGAAGAAAGCUUACAAAUAAUAAGAGAAUAGCCAACGAGAGAGACAAUAGAAUUGGUUUGGUCUUAAGCAUCCACCAUGCAGAGGGCAUAGACAACCCUAGCAACUAUCCUUCAGUAUUCAACAGGAAUUACUGUGUGUUGUUUUGGGUUCACCCUGAUGAUCAACUUGCAACAGAAUUCGUCUCAGGAUCACCAGAUCUUGCAUGGAACCGGAAGUAUUGUAUCGAAUUAGACGAUUCCAGGGAUUGCAGGUUUUUGUAUGUUGAGGUGCUUAGGUGUGGAUCCUCGUCCGAGAGCAACCCAGGAACCUCUAAUGGCAUGAGAUUGGUGGGUAGGGCUAAGAUACCUCUACCAGAUUUUUCAGGUAAAACAGAAGGCCGCUAUGGACUUGUGAGGCUUGAAGAGGACGGGUAUAAAGCUGAAGGACACAUUACUUUGUCAAUGAAACUGAUCAAGAUAGAUCAAAGUUAG